Molecule: messenger RNA, 2206 nt
Organism: Phragmites australis (common reed)
Lineage: Eukaryota; Viridiplantae; Streptophyta; Magnoliopsida; Poales; Poaceae
Product: cysteine-rich receptor-like protein kinase 6
Exons: 7
Coding region: 46-2007 (653 amino acids)
Biological process (GO): protein phosphorylation
Molecular function (GO): protein kinase activity; ATP binding
Source: RefSeq, a predicted model, not a curated record
CGCGUCUACACAAGCUGCAUCCUAACUCCUUGCACCGUGCGCACAAUGGCUCACCACCUCCUGGCCGUGACCGCCGUCGUCGCCGUCGCCCUGCUCGUGCCCCGCACCGCGAGCUACCCGUGGACCUUUUGCGACGCGAGCAACAACUUCAAGGCCAACAGCAAGUACCAGGCCAAUCUCAACCUCGCCGCCGCCACGCUGCCCAAGAACGCCUCCACGUCCACGAACCUCUUCGCCACCGCCGUCGUCGGCGCCGCCCCGGAGCGACUCUGGGCCAUGGGGCUCUGCCGCGGCGAUGUCAACGCCAGCAACUGCUUCAGCUGCCUCACCCAGGCCUUCCAUGACCUGCCCAACGACUGCUCCUACAACAAGGACGCCACCAUCUACUACGACCCCUGCAUCCUCCAUUACUCCCACGUCCGCAUCCUCUCCGUCGAGGACAACGGCAUGUCGGCCGUCCCAUACACAUAUUCAUAUGGUGCAAAUGUCACGUCGGACACGGCCCGGUUCAACCGACUCGUGGCCGCCCUCAUCAACGCCACCGCCGACUACGCCGCAUACAACUCCACGCGGCGGUUCGCGUCCGGCGAGGCUGACUUCAACCAGGAGGUCCCCAAGGUGUACAGCCUGGCGCAGUGCACGCCAGACCAGACGCCGGCGCAGUGCCGGAAGUGCCUCGCCGGGAUUAUAGCGAAUAACCUGGAGGUCUUCCAGAACUAUACCGGAGGCCGGGUGUUUUGGGUCAACUGCAACUACCGGUACGAGACCGAGCCCUUCUUCAAUGGACCGGCGAUGGUGCAGCUCGCAUCACCGAGCCCUGCAGCGCCAGCACCGGCGCCGGCGCCGGCAGGAGGAGGUGAGCUAAAGCGAAGAAAGUACAGUGUGCCGGUCGUGGUUCCUGCUGUUGUCUUGCCUACUCUAGCAGCCUUGAACCUUGUCGCAUGCCUCUGUUUCUGGAGGCGGCGGCGGCCAGCAGCCCAAUCGAAGCAGCCAUAUCCCAUGUAUCCCACUGAAGCAGAGGACGUCGAAAUGGUUGACUCGAUGAUGAUCGACGUCUCCACCCUGCGAGCCGCAACCGGGAAUUUUGACGAGAGCAACAAGCUCGGCGAAGGAGGGUUUGGUGCGGUGUACAAGGGCGUCCUUCCGAACGGCGACGAGAUAGCGGUGAAGAGGCUGUCGAAGAGCUCGACGCAGGGAGUGGAGGAGCUGAAGAACGAGCUCGCGCUGGUGGCCAAGCUGAAGCACAAGAACCUCGUUAGUCUCGUCGGUGUCUGCCUUGAGCAGCAGGAGAGGCUGCUCGUCUACGAGUUCGUGCCCAAUCGGAGCCUCGACCUGAUCCUUUUCGGCACUGAUAAUGAGAAACGCGAGCAGCUGGACUGGGGACAGAGGUACAAGAUCAUAAAUGGCAUCGCUCGUGGCCUGCAGUACCUCCACGAAGACUCGCAGCUCAAAGUUGUGCUCCGUGAUCUCAAGGCCAGCAACAUCUUGCUAGACGCGAACAUGAACCCAAAGAUCUCGGACUUCGGCCUCGCGAGGAUCUUCGGCCGAGACCAGACGCAGGCCGUCACGAACCGCGUCGUCGGCACCUAUGGGUACAUGGCGCCGGAGUACGUGAUGCGUGGCAACUACUCCGUCAAAUCGGACGCAUUCAGCUUCGGCGUCAUGGUUCUGGAGAUCGUGACGGGGAGGAAGAACAACGACUGCUACAACUCCCUAAAGUCAGAGGAUCUCUUGACCACCGUAUGGGAGCAUUGGGAGGCCGGGACGGUCGCGGAGUUGGUAGACCCGAGCGUGAACGGCAGUUUCACGGAGGGCGACGUGCUGAGGUGCUUCCACGUAGGUCUGCUGUGCGUCCAGGGAGACCCGGAGGUCCGGCCGGUGAUGUCUUCGGUCUUGAUGAUGCUCGGCUCUGACACGAUCACCCUCCAGGCCCCGUCCAAGCCGGCGUUCUUCGCCAGGAACAGCGGCGCUAACACGGACGUGUCGACGGAGUCUGUGCAGGGUUAGCCAUGGGAAGCAGGAAAACUUUUAGUUGAUAGCACAUAGAGAAUGGGAUAUACUAAUGCGUGGCCCGUGUAUAUUUAACUCUGUACGGGUCAGUCACAAAAAGGCUAUGCGCAAUAAGUAUUUGCCGCAUUGCUUUCUCUCUUGUUGAACAACAAAUGAAUUCCCAUCUUUUUCUAUUAGCUUAAUCUUUCAAAGCUAA